Molecule: messenger RNA, 3722 nt
Organism: Poeciliopsis prolifica (blackstripe livebearer)
Lineage: Eukaryota; Metazoa; Chordata; Actinopteri; Cyprinodontiformes; Poeciliidae
Gene: waslb
Product: WASP like actin nucleation promoting factor b
Exons: 8
Coding region: 1182-2609 (475 amino acids)
Biological process (GO): regulation of Rho protein signal transduction; actin filament organization
Cellular component (GO): cytoplasm
Molecular function (GO): small GTPase binding; microtubule binding; actin binding
Source: RefSeq, a predicted model, not a curated record
UCUACUUGUAUGUUAUAAAAUGCUCAAUAAUCACAUCUGGACUCAUCGUCUACCUUUGACUAAAUGCUGCGUUCUUGCGGCCCUCUUCGCUGACGGGGAACAACUUGGUUAUUAUUGCCCCCUUGUGGUCGCAGGAAUCCAUUACACCCAGUAACCCUAUGUGACCUCCACGACCUUUCAAGCUGUAUUUGACACAUUUAUUUGAAUGCUUCUCAAAAACAGACCAUCACAAUAGUGCCAUAUAGUCAAGAUUCUAAAACCAACAUGUAAAUCACAGCUGGUUCCUCUAGUUUUGGGGGGAGAAUUGAAGUAUUUUGAACUUUUUAUAAUUUUUUAUGAUUUCGUUUUUCAUUCUUUGAUGUUUUGGAUAAAGAAAGAAAAUUUCCGAUGACCAUACAAUGCAGAUUUCAAAUGACUAUUAUUCACAAUGGUGUAAAACAGCAGAUUUAAUUUCAUGAUAUAACAAACGAGGAAUGUUUUUGAAUUAUUUAUUUUUUUUCCCCCUGGAAUGAAAUCAUCACUUCAAAAUCUGUAUUCUAUAUUUAGUCACUUUCUAUUUAUUUGGCAUCCAAGUGAAAUGAUCAACAUUUAGACAAAUAUGUUUCAAAAAAUGAUCAUAAUUUGUAUUUUUCCUGUCUAUCCUGUUCUCAUUCUCCCAUCAUCGCCCAUUUCUGGUCCUUUCCUACUACUUCCUGUUCCAGCUUUCCUUUACUCGUCGACGACCUCGGCUGCUCUUUCCCCUUUUCCUCAUCAUUUAAUCGGUCUCCGUUUUCAUUCCGUCUCAGUCUCUCUUAUGCCGUCUGCCCAGUUUUUCUCCCAUCCUGCUGCUUCAUCGUGUUUUACAAACGUCACAGAUUAAUAUGGGAUUAUGCCCUGGACGGGUUUUAAUGGUUACAUAAAGGCCAGCAGAGCUCUGACCAUAAUAACUGUCUGGGAUUAGAUACAUUUGCGUGUUUUGCGGGGUAAGACCAGGAGCUGCUUGCAGCGAACGGAUGCUGGAAAGCUCAACGGAUCUGGCUGACUGAAUGUCGGCUGUUUUCAAAUCUUUUUGGACGCCUCACCUGCUUGACGUCUUCUACAACUUAAUUUUUUUUUUUUUUUUUUUUGGAACCUGUGAAGGAAGACCUUAGAUCUGCUUCUUGCAUCAAUGCUAUUUCUUUCGAUCGGUUCCAAGAGCGGCCAUGAUGUUCUGCACAACCUUUCUUUCGGCCCCGUGUGAGGAGCUUCUUUCUGAGGGUGGGGUCGGAGGACGAGCGGCUCCGGCAGCUGCUGCUGCUGGUGGGUUGGGUCCAGGCUGUCUGUCUUCAUUUCACUGCCUGGUCCUCCCUCAGGACGAACUCUACCCGUCUCUUUCUGACUCUUCCGCUCGCACUGAGGCGGCUAAAAUGCUGGUAGACGUUGGGAUGAGCAGCUGCCGAGCAGGAGAAGGCGGGCGGGUUUGGGGCAAGGCGGGAGGACGAUGCGCUCGCUCGGCGUCACCACUGCCCUGCUUAACUCCCAAAUGUUUCCGUAAAGCGAGUUCAAGAGGACCUGCGUUGCCCAUGGCGACCGUCGAUAUCAAAAACCCAGAGAUCAGCAACUCGCAUCGUUUCCACAACAACUCUCAGAUGAACAGCCUGGUGCACGGCUCCUUCCCCAGGAGGAUCAAGAAGGAAAAAGUGAAGAAGAAGAAGCUGACCAAGGCCGACAUCGGCACACCCAGCAACUUCCAGCAUGUUAAUCACAUAGGAUGGAAUCCAAACACCGGCUUUGAUAUGAAUAACCUGGACCCAGAGCUGAAGAACCUGUUUGAUUUGGCCGGGAUCUCCGAGGCUCAGCUGAAGGACAAGGAGACCUCCAAGGCCAUCUACGACUUCAUUGAGAAAAAUGGAGGCGUGGAGGCCGUCAAAAACGAGGUACGGAGACAAGGUCCGCCCAGGUGGAGCGCUCCUCCACCGCCUCCACCCAGAGGUGGCCCUCCUCCGCCACCCCCACCCCAACAUGGCUCCGCCCCUCCACCACCUCCUCCUUCCCGGGUGGUCCGGGGCGCCCCGCCGCCUCCUCCCCACUCCAGGCCUCCCGUCUCGGCGCCCCCGCCUCCGCCCCCGUCCCGACCGGGCAUGUCCGCGCCGCCGCCUCCGCCACCCAGCCGUGGCGCUCUCCCGCCUCCUCCCGCCCCGGCGCACACCUCCCUCCCCGUGGCCCCGCCUCCUCCUCCUCCGCCGCCGCCGCCGGCCAGCAACGGCGCUCCUCCGCCCCCGCCGCCUCCGCCGCCUCCCGGACCUCCUCCUCCGCCCUCCAUGGAGGCCAACGGAGGGGACGGCAAGUCUGCGCUGCUGAGUCAGAUCAGAGGGGGAGCGCAGCUGAAGAAGGUGGAGCAGAAGGAGAGGCCGGUGUCCACCGGCGGCAGAGACGCGCUUCUGGACCAGAUCCGACAAGGAGUCCAACUGAAAGCUAGGGACGAUAACUCCGAACCGACAUCUACUGACGCGGCGCCGACGGCGGGCAUCGUCGGGGCGCUGAUGGCCGCGAUGCAGAAGAGAAGCAAAGCCAUCCACUCUUCGGACGAUGACGACGACGACGAUGACGACGACGACUUUGAGGAAGAGGACGAAUGGGACGACGAGUGAAACAAUUUUUUUUCUUUUCUUUUUUCUUCGCCCUCGAUGACACUAAAAUUUAUCCCAGUCUUUCUAAAAUAAAGUUGAUGACUUCAUAAUUAUAAUUAAAAAUGUUCUAUCAGUUUGCUGUACUUUUUUUUUUAUUGUUGUUGCCUUCAUGCUUUUUUUAUUUUUAUUAUUAUUAAUCUGUGCAAUACCUCAUUUAAUCUAUAAAGAUUUCUCAGUCUAAUCUUAGAGGUUGUCUAUUGUCGUUUGCUCCAUCUUGUCUCCUGAUGGGAUUAAUUUUCUUUUGAUGCUACUCUGCUCGGACCUUUGAUAUUUCCAAAUGUGUUGAUCACGCUCUGUUUGCCAUUUUUCAUAUCUGCUGUCUCCUGUCACACACGAUCCGACUUUGCUCCUAUUUUCACCCUGAUGUGCAAUUUUAAAUCUCUCUUAAGCAUUUGAGCUGAACGUUGGCUACAUUUUUUUGUUUUUGUUUUUGUUUUUUUGUUCUCGGCGCUUUGUGAGGUCUUACAAGAUAGCGAGACAAGUUGCCACAAAAUCUUAUUUGUAUCAUUGUUAGAAAGGGAGAAGAAAAGAAAGGAAAAAAAAGCUAUUUUCAUACCCGGUUGCUCUGUAGUUUAUUUUUACAUAUUCAAAUAAUUCUAGUUUAUUGAUUAUAUUUUCUUAAAUAAAAAAGGAGAACAAAAAGACAGCACUCUGGAAUAUUUAGCAUUCAUUCACUCUGGACUGUACAUGUACUCUAAACUUUGAGUCUUGUUUUUUUUUUUUUUUUUUGCACAUAUUGAAAAAUCCGACUCGUUGCAGGGACAGGGAACAUUUUGGGGUUUGAAUCAUAAGUUAAAGAGCACAUGCUUUAAGUAAUGUAGCCAAAUACAUGAGGAAUUGAAAUGGCAAAUCAUUGACACUACAAACGGUAAAGAGGGUAGCCCACAGUGUUAUGUUUGGCUCUUCUUUUUUUUUUUUAAUCUCUGCAACACUACAAGUUUAAUUGACUUUUGUGCUCAUUUGUUGUUGUUUUUUUUACAGUAGAAAGCAGAGUAUUAAUAAACACCUGUUCAUUGUAAUCAGGUAAUUCAUCAUGUGAUGCUAAAAUAAAGACAUUUUAGUUUUGCACACUGA